UGCGCCGUGCUGCUCGCGCCCGAGCGUCGCCCGCGCCCCCUCCUCUCCCGUGUGUCCCCUCCCCCCGCCCCCCCCAGCCCGUCUCCCCCUUGGCCCCAUGCGGCGCUGAGCUGCGGGGCCGAGCCCGGGGCGGCGGGGCCCGAAUCGCCAUGGAGGGGAUGGACGUGGAUCUGGACGCGGAGCUGAUGCAGAAGUUCAGCUGUUUGGGGACUACCGACAAGGACGUGCUGAUCGGAGAGUUCCAGCGGCUCCUCGGCUUCCAGCUCAGCCCGGCGGGCUGCGCCUUCUUCCUCGAUAUGACCAACUGGAAUCUACAAGCCGCCAUUGGAGCCUAUUAUGAUUUUGAGAGUCCAAACAUCAACGUACCCUCCAUGUCCUUUGUUGAAGAUGUCACCAUAGGUGAGGGAGAGUCCAUCCCUCCCGACACCCAGUUUACAAAAACAUGGAGGAUACAAAACACAGGGACGGAGGUAUGGCCUCCAGGAGUUUGUCUGAAGUACGUUGGGGGAGACCAGUUUGGCCAUGUAAACAUGGUAAUGGUCAGGUCUCUGGAGCCCCAGGAGAUUGCGGAUGUCAGCGUUCAGAUGUGCAGCCCCAGCACAGCAGGAAUGUAUCAGGGACAGUGGCGAAUGUGCACUGCCACAGGACUGUAUUAUGGAGAUGUCAUCUGGGUGAUCCUCAGCGUGGAAGUUGGAGGACUUCUAGGAGUAACACAGCAGCUGUCAUCCUUUGAAACGGAGUUCAACACACAACCGCACCGCAAGGUAGAAGGAAACUUUAACCCGUUCGCCUCUCCACAGAAGAACAGGCAACCAGAUGAAAACAACCUAAAAGACCCUGGGGGUUCUGAGCUAGGCACAAUCAGCAAAAACACGUGGGGGCCUGCUCCUGACCAAAUUGAACAAGAUCAGAAUGGACUGUCACAAAACUCUGUAAAUCUCUCCCCCAGCAGUCACUCGAACAACUUGUCGGUAGUGACAUACAGUAAGGGUUUCCACGGUCCUUAUCCCUUCGGACAGUCUUAAAACACAAAAAACGGGUAUCGGCAAGAGGAGAAUUUAACAAAGAACUGACUUUGGGGGGGAGGGAAGGAGGGGGAUUCACGUGGCAAACAGACCCAGCGUGGACCCCCCUUCUCUGCCUCCACCUUCUGGAUAAAGAAGAAAACAAAAUCAAAAGCCCAAUAACUUAAGACUGUUUCUGGAGGAAAGAUCUCAGUAUGCGUGUGUGAAUGCUGCCGUUCAGCGAGUGCUGGUUAAUGCUGUGAGGAGGAAACUCUACCAACACCGUGCUUUUGUUUUUCAGAAGUCAUUCUCACGUGGAAUCGUUGGGUAGCUUGAGAAGUUUCCAAGAGAAAAUGAGAUGAAAAAGCCAUCUUUAAAAGAAUUUCUGCCUACGGAGCGGUUGUAGUUUGAGCAAAUGUUUCAUUUUGUUUCUUUCCUGUUGAUAUAUUUUAGAUAAGGGACAGCGUGCAUUGAGGUGGGACUGCCAUGCUUGGCUUGGUACCAAUGGACGUUGUUGGCUUGGCGUCUUCUGCGGGUUCAUGCAGUGACUUCUUUGUGUUUUAAUGGCAGGUUGGGUCCGUACCCGGCUCAGCGUUUUUAAUUUCAUCUUUGGAUUUUAUUUACCCGCUUCUUAAUCUCCUUAAUUCUUUUGGGGUCUUUAUCUUUCCCUUCUGGGUUGAGUGUUGCUGUCCAUUGCCCUGCUGGAGGACCAGCUCUCAGCAUCACGGUUGAAGAGAGGGUCUCUGGGUCUGGGUUAGGAUAACAGGAGGGCUCCUUUCCCCUCCUCUUGCACACAAAGUGCUCACGUGCACGACCACAUUAAUAAGAAACAGAUUUAUUAAAGAUCCAGAGCUGUCCGUUGUGGUUAGCAUUUCAAAAUGCUCCUUUUGUUAACUCUUGAUGUACAAUAGCUGUGCCUAGAGCAACCAAGCAAGUGUAUCAGUCUUGUGCCAAGAGGAGGCUGUUUUUCCGUAGCUGUAAUUCACUCGAUGGUAGUCGCAGAGCUUUGCAAGUCACGCCCUUAUAGUUUUGGAUCUGCCAUCUGUCUCAUACAGUGUAAGUUUGGAUUCCUUUCUCCUGGUAGGAAGCAUUAGCUUAGAGGCUAAUUCUUUGCAUUUUUGAAUGUAGAGCAAGAGUUAGAAUCAGCAGCUGGAUUCCACUCUGUCGCCUUGUAUUCGUUUGCCUUUACCAUCCUGGCUUGGAUAGCUUUGAGGCUCUCACCUUUUCAACGGGCUCUGCAGGGCUUGUUGCUAGAGGAGGACUUGUGUUCCUCUAAAGAUACGGGUUGCUCUGCUGUUCCUCCAGUGUAUCUUCAUGGAGUUAUUGAUUGGAAAGCCCAGUGUGAAGGGAGGGGGAACGCCCUGCUGGGUUCCUGAGGGACUGUGUCCCCAUGGGCCCUUCUAUGGGGGCACAACCUUACCAGGAAACCCACAGGCCAGAAGAGCCAUCUGCCAAAGAUACAGUGAUAUGCAAAUACCCCACGACCUUCUUCCAAGUCCUUCUGGUGCAGGUUCCCUUCAGAGCAGAGCGCAGGUUUGCUGCUGCAUGGUGUGAGUGGCGUUUUCUUCUUGGUUUGUUUUCAGUGAGGGAUCAGUUUGCAUUGCAGCUGCCAAUCAGCGCAUACAGGUGCUUCUUGUGGAGGGCAAUGGGGCUUCUCUGCUUCCAGCAGAGGAAGGAUUGGACCUUUAGGAGCACGUGUGGUUUGGUGGACAGACCCGGGUCCAUGUCAGCAGCUGCUUGAGCUGGGGAAGUGGCACAGAUCCAGACUGAGCUGCUCUGGAACGUGCCCAUGGAAGGUAGAGCUGCACUGCUUGGUGCCACUGCAUUGUUUUGUUCUUGUCUUGUACAUCUUCCUGCCCUGCUGAAGUUGUAUUCUCUCAGCAUCCAGUUUAGGGAGUAGUUUGCAUUGCUGCAUCGUAGCUUGGGCAAGUGGAUCCUUCCUUUCCGAGCAGGUGGUGAAUGUGCCGAGCUCAGAAGACAUGAACUUGACCAUCACAUCUACAGAACUGCCACUGCCCUUCUGAAAGCAUCUAAAACGCUGCAGGCUGCUGUUUGCCCAGAUGAUGAGGUGAUCCCUUAUCUUUAUUAGCUCCCGUUGUCAGCUGUGGAGUGGAAGGGGAAGGAAAUAAGACCUUGGUGUCAUACUGCAGCUGGUGCUGCAGCCUUUGCCUUGCAUCAGCUGGGAGACCCUUGAGCCUCAGAUCUCCCCACUUCAGCUUUCUGUUCCUGGGCACGUCUGCUCUUUGUGUAGUGAAUGGCUGCCACGCUUGUGUUCCUGUGCUGCUCCUGCUAAGAAUGAAUCUUCCUUUUCUUGAGAAAAGCUUGCAUGAUGCACCCCAAGAAGUCCUGUGCUUUCCCACUCACAAGGCAAACUUGUUCAGCACAGAUCUCAAUACUCUCCCGAGUGUUUCCAACCCAUGGUGUCCUUAUGGCAGGAGCUGCUCACUCCAGGGUGUGCAGGGAGGCAGGGCCUGAGGUGCUGCUGAGCCCCUGCAGCCUCGUGCUGCUCACACUGCAGCUGCUCCCUGGGGAGCUGUAAGCACUCAGCAGUGGGGAUGAUCCCUGCAAGCCAUGGUGCAGAGCUGCAGUGCUUUGAGUCUGGGCUGUAACCCUUGAUGUGACAGUGGGAGAACAUUGAAAUUAGAGGCUGCUCUACCUCUGGGUUUUUCCUCUCAUAAGAGCUGUUUCUCUCAGGCCAAAGGUGGUUUCAUCUCCUGUGGUUCCUUGGAGCACAGUGGUACAGCCAGCCCUUGUGUUGCUCUUGCUGUCAGCUUUCCUGAUCUUAAAGAGAGAGAUCUGAUGUUCAGGUGUUGUGGGGGGCACUGGGAUCCGUAUUGAUUUCUGUAGGGCUGAUGCAUUCAAACUGGUGGAGGCUUUAACAUCAGGCAGGUGAAACCAAUGGCGUGCUUUGUCAGGAUUGCUGCUGCUCACAGGAGCCAUUGUGGGGGUUAUGGUUAUACACAUAGAGCUCAGGCUUGAGAGAAAUAGGAGGAAACCAUUGGGAGGCUGCAUCACCCCCAUGGGGCUGGGCUGUAUGGGAGGGUGCAGUGAUGGAGGCUGCAGCUCCGGCCUCUGCUGAGCACCCAUCUGUCGUGAGCAGGAGGGAGACCUUCCUCACCCGCUGCCCCUACAGCAAGGGACAAUGCUGCAAAAUCCAUCUAUGCUCUCUAAGGUCAGAUCCCUGUGUUGGGCACAAGCAGCUCCUUGCACCCUCUGUGAGCCCAGGAAGAGUCAGAGCAUGGCCAAGGUGUGAGCUGAGCCCCAGAGCAUUGGUGCUGUGCAGGGGGUGGGCAGUGCUGUCCCCGUGUGGGCUGGAGAGCAGCCGGAGCCUGCAGGGUUGGGAAUGCACGCUGUCCCGUGUCUGGGUUUCUGUUGUGUGUUUCAUUUCUUUUCUUGUGUGAGUGAGUGGGUGGUUCUGCAGCCUGUCUAUUCUCUCUGGGGGGAGUGCAUGUGUAGAACAGGAUGGUGUGUUGCCUCAUUGAGUCUGGGAGAAGUCCUACGAUAGCACAUUGGGGGUCAACAAUGAGAAAUGAAAAAGGAAGCUUUUUCCUUAAUGUAUAAAUGAAUAUUUGUAUGAUUAAAUUAACACAGGAAACAAAAAGUG
Molecule: messenger RNA, 4608 nt
Organism: Coturnix japonica (Japanese quail)
Lineage: Eukaryota; Metazoa; Chordata; Aves; Galliformes; Phasianidae
Gene: ILRUN
Product: inflammation and lipid regulator with UBA-like and NBR1-like domains
Biological process (GO): macroautophagy
Cellular component (GO): phagophore assembly site
Molecular function (GO): ubiquitin binding
Source: RefSeq, a predicted model, not a curated record